AUGGCUGGAGAAAAAGAGGUUUCGGCCGGCUCGGAGACGCCUCUCGAACAUGAGGAGCCCAAGUGGGAGGACCACGACGGCUGGCGCGGGUGGAUCGUCGUGGCCGCCUCGGCCUCGUCUCUCUUCAUCUACAUGGGCGUCAUCUACUCCUGGGGCAUCCUGCAGUCGAGGAUUGCAGACGAAAGCGGCAUAUCGCUGACGUCGCUGACGUUUGUCGGGUCGCUGGCCACCUCCUUCAUGUGCUCCAUCUGCAUCUUCGUCGGCAAGGCGAUCCGGCGGUUCGGGUACCGCAAGACGGCCAUGCUCGGCGCUGCGCUGCUGGGGCUCGGCGAGUUUCUGUCGAGCUGGUUUCCGGGUCACCUGGGGGCAUUGUUUGUCACGCACGGCAUUCUCUUUGGCGUCGGAGGAGGAUUGACGAUCCUGCCCUGCUCGACCGCCCCCCUGAAGUGGUUCCGGAAGCGUCGCGGGCUGGCAACGGGCGUCGUGUUCGGUGGCGGUUCGCUGGGCGCGGCCGUCAUGGGCGUCGCGACAAACGAGCUCGUCCAAGAGGUCGGCGUGGGCUGGACCUUUCGGAUCCUCGGCUUCCUCUUGUGGGCGAUAUGCCUCCCCGCGGCGUGCUGCAUCCGCCAGCCGCCGUCGUCGGGCCCCUCGAUCCCCAAGCUGCAGUGGCAUCGCUGGAAAGACGCCGAGUUCCUCAUCGUCCUCGUGGGUUCGGCCAUCGCCUGCUUCCCGCUCUUCAUCCCGCCCUACUUCAUCCCCAUCUUCGCACGGGCCGUCAGCUCCUCGUCGUCCACCGGCAUCAUCGCCCUGUCCGUCUGGAACAUCGCCUCGACGGUCGGCCGCAUCUUUGCCGGGUUUGCCGCCGACUCCGUCGUCGGGCCCAUAAACAGCUUCAUCAUCUCGCUGUUCCUGUGUGGGGUGAGCGCGCUCGCCAUUUGGCCGUUUGCCUCGUCCAUUGGCGUCUUGUCGGUGUUUGCCGUCGUCAACGGCAUCGGCUGCGGUUCGUUCUUCAGCCUCUUCCCGACGUGCCUGGGCGCCGUCUUUGGGCCGGAAAACACCAUGGGCGUGCUGCCCAUCAUGUGGGCGAGCUGGUUCUUUGGUUUCUUCUUCGGCACACCCAUCGCGUCGCGGCUGUACGCGCUGGCGGCACGGCCCGAGGUGACCGAGUACCGACCGGCGGCGUACUACGCGGGGGCAACGUCAGUCGUGGGCAUCAUCUUCAUGGUCGCCCUCCGCUUCAGGCGCGAGGGCAGGGUGUGGGCACGGGUAUAG
Messenger RNA from Purpureocillium takamizusanense, 1272 nucleotides. RefSeq lists its product as uncharacterized. The record is from RefSeq and is a predicted model, not a curated record. Bases 1 to 1272 code for a protein of 423 amino acids. Gene Ontology annotation, cellular component: fungal-type vacuole membrane. Gene Ontology annotation, biological process: transmembrane transport. The transcript has 3 exons. Gene Ontology annotation, molecular function: transmembrane transporter activity. NCBI's taxonomy places the organism in Eukaryota, Fungi, Ascomycota, Sordariomycetes, Hypocreales, Ophiocordycipitaceae.